AUGUAUUUACGCUAUGCCGGUAGUGCGUAAGUCCCAAAACAAAAAAAACCUAUCCAAGAACGGACGGCAUUUUCUCCUCCCCCCCCACCACAAGCAAUAUAGAUAGACCAUUAUCGAAAAUCUUCUAUUUCAAAAUCAUCCCAUCAAAACACAGUGGCACGAUGUCGAAUGGCGAGCAACGCGCAAAUGGCCUGCUUUCCACACCACCACGUCCACGUUACAUCCAACGGACGGAAAAAACCCCCCCAGGACGACGACGGGCCGGAAUGGCAAUGGCAAUGGCAAUGGCAAUGGCACUGUACGGCCCAAGACGGCAGUGUUCGCGAAAAGAGCCCGGCUGUACGUACAGAGUCGGCGACCAGAUGAACCCCCGUGUUUGA
This is a messenger RNA of Hymenoscyphus albidus, 380 nucleotides long. The record is from the annotation of a GenBank genome assembly. Lineage: Eukaryota; Fungi; Ascomycota; Leotiomycetes; Helotiales; Helotiaceae.